Dioszegia hungarica is the source of this 2052-nucleotide messenger RNA. RefSeq lists its product as uncharacterized. The transcript has 6 exons. The record is from RefSeq and is a predicted model, not a curated record. NCBI's taxonomy places the organism in Eukaryota, Fungi, Basidiomycota, Tremellomycetes, Tremellales, Bulleribasidiaceae. Bases 1 to 2052 code for a protein of 683 amino acids.
AUGCAGCGGGUUAUGAGUCAGGAAUCUAACGGAUCGGCAAAUACGGCCACCCCGCCCGCCACGGCACCUAGCAAUCUUAUUGCUCCCAUCUCCACAAACCUUCAGCCCUCAUCCCCAGCUAGCGGAUCUGCCGGGGUGAGCACGCCCAAAGCGCGCCAAGCGAGAUUAUCGGCGGAAGGCGGGUUAGCGCAGGAUCUGGAGGAGCUGCAAGUCCGGUCGCCGAUGGCUAUGGCCGGCAUGGAUCCUCCCACACCAAUCCACGCGGAGGAGGGCGACGUGGGCAUGGCGGAUGGAAGCGGGCACGGACACGAGCGGUCUUACUCUGGCUCUACCGAGUCCUCAUCUUUCGGCAGCUUUGGCCAGCUCCCAUCCCAAUUUGGAUCAGUCUACGGCGCGGAAGGCUUCGCGACUGCCCCCAGCCACGUCAGUCCGUACAAUUACAAUAUGCCCAAAACGGAUUCGCCCGAGUUCUCCAUGACUCCAGCCGCGGCCGCCGCUAUCGCUGCAGCUGACGAGGCAAUCAAGCAGCUGAAUGGGACAUCUACGGUCUAUCAGGGCUACCAAGGCGUCCCCUCCAUCCCUGGUCCCCAACCACUACAACCACCAGGUACUAUGCCCCUCGAGAACCCCUAUCAGCUCCCGCGGGGAUACGCCAACUUUGUCAAGCCCCAAAACAAGGACGAUCCCGCGGGCGUCAGUCGGCAAAGCUCUACCUCGUCCUCCACCACCGAGGCGAGUACGAGCUCGGAGGAGAGCGAUCUCUGUAUCCCUCGGAUAGAGUGGGUGGAUAAGGAUGUAGGUGUGGGAGCAGGGACGCCGCAGAGCUGGGCCAACGGCUUUUUCACCCCAUAUCAACCGCAUCGGAUCGCUCCGGCCAGGAUGCCUCCUCCAGCAUCGACCAACCGGGUCUCGUCGCCCCGGAACAAGAAUCUCGCAUCACCCACUGCCGGUCCGUCUCAGCCCGCCCUUCCCGUUGGCGCCUCGGCGCACACCCCAUCCGGUCUCGGCCAAUCUUCGGCGUUGCCCACCGGAAUUGCUCCGGAGGCGAUGGACGAGGACGACGAUGACCAAACAAUCGGUCAGCGUGACAAAUCCCCAACGUCCGAUUCGAGCCAUUCGUCCCAGUCUGGUCUGGAUUUGUUGCUCCGGGCCGUGACGCACAGCUCAAACGGCAAGGACAUGGGCGAAGAUCACGCGCCGGCCCCGGCGCUGCCGCAGUCUCCGCCCGUACACGAAGGCAAGGGGAAGCGGAAAGCAGGAUCCGAGGCUGUGGAUCAAUGGCGGAAUUCAGGGAUCCCAACGGGUGUCGGGGCAAAAGGCAAGGGAGCCAAACCGGAAGUCCCGCUCGCGGGUCCACCGAGCAAGAAGCGGCGGCGAAGCAGUGCGGUGGAUGAAGAGACACACAUUGAUCCCUCGUUGAGGGACGAUGGAGGACAGGUGGAGCAUAAACCUCAUAGUCAUGCGCAGACGUACGCGCCACUAGAGGAGGAAAUGGAGGAAGAGUCGUCUGAGCCGGAUGAUGGCGCGAGCGAGGGGGACUCGGAGUACGGUGGGGAUGGGAAAGUGAAGAAGGGGGGUGCGGGCGCUGCAAGGGGGAGAGGCGGAGCGAAGCGCGCAGUCAGGGGCCGGGGCAGUGCUUCGCAUAAUGCAACGGCGGGGUCGUCAAAGGGCGGAACGCCAGCGGCGAGUGGCGGGAAGAGGGGGAAGAAGACGGAUAGUCCCAGUGCGGCGGUCAAGGGGGCGAGGAGGGAGAGUGCGGCGGCUCAAAUGGGGAUUAUGGUUGCGAAUGGGGUUCAAUGUGAUUAUACCAAUCCUCUACCUCCAUACAACAGAUGCCAAGACGUCUUUACCCGAAAAUACGAUCUUCCGCGACAUAUGGCUCGGCAUGCCCGACGGGAGGGCGAACUGGUAUAUGAGGGGAAACUCGCAGCGGACAAGGCGCUCUUAUGGGCCACUAUCAAGGAUAGGCCAAAGGUUUCGUGUGAGCACUGUGGGGAGAGCUUUACAAGGAUGGACGCGCUCAAGCGGCAUCAGGCAAAGCAACAUCACUAG